Molecule: messenger RNA, 1962 nt
Organism: Puccinia graminis f. sp. tritici CRL 75-36-700-3
Lineage: Eukaryota; Fungi; Basidiomycota; Pucciniomycetes; Pucciniales; Pucciniaceae
Exons: 7
Coding region: 85-1962 (625 amino acids)
Source: RefSeq, a predicted model, not a curated record
CUCAAUUCAUCCGGUGAAAAAUGAGUGAUUGAUUACUCGUGAAAAACAAAGAAAACACUUGACAGUCAAGCAAAUCUUACCAGGAUGAAGUGCCCGCGCCAAGAGGUGCCGCACAUCUUGGCCACCUCGAUUGGGAUUGGCCUUAUCAUAAAUUUCAAUAAUUUUCCGUCAACUGUCCUGGGGCACUUAAGACCAACCGAGCAAGUACACCCCCCACAUGAUGGUCCACCAAACUUAACGGGCCAGCCAGCGGCAAUGCCCGUGAUAGAACAACGGAGAAUUCAUCCACCAUCCGUGCUGGGCCAAGCAGAACUGCAUCCAGGGCCUGUGCCACCAGGAUUGAGACCUCAAGAAACACGGGCGCCCAGAAGAAUUGCAGAAGAUUAUCAUCCACUCCAACCAGCUCCGGUGGCUCAAGUUGCAUAUCCACCAGUUCCGAUAGCUGGAGUUGCACAUCCUCCAUUUCCUGAGGCUAGAGUUGCAUAUCCAAUGACUGUGGUUGGAUAUGUGCCAGUUCCGGUGGUUGCUUUUGGGUAUCCUACUUAUAUCCCAGUCCACCACACAGAACCUCUUCACGCGGCCCAGCACAUGCCUAUCCCUCAAACUCAGUGGAGACAGGGAACAAGGACAUCGGAAGUUGCCCCAUCUUUUUUGCCAACAGCAGCAUAUGGUAACCCACCCAGGCGGGCUUCAGCAGCCCUCCAGGGGGAUAAUGGGUUUUACCCAGAACCUAGACAAGGGGAAGGAAAAUCAAGGGGUGAAGCUUCAAAAAGCAAGAGCCCAAAGAUAGCUCUCACCGAUUCCAAGCUUCCAGUGGAAGGUGAUUCUGGAAAUUUAAAUCUGAAGGUGGCUGAAAGUAAAGGACCUUGUCAUGAAUUGCCUGGAUCUCUCUCUGUUCAAGAUCAAAAUUUUGUUGACUCUUCCUCUACUGCAAAAGAUGCAGAGAGGAUGUCAUCUUCAUCUACAACCACCAGAGAGCCAGGAACUGAUAAGGUCUCUGAAGUGGAAUCAGCUGAAAAGACUGCAACCUUGAACAAGCAUGCAGUCUCCACUAGACCACUGGCACUAUCUUUUAAUCCUAUGGAGAAAAUCAUGGGGACUAGGGCAGAUACUAAUGUAUUUCCAGAAAAUUCAGCCCAAGUACUGAAGGAAGAGACUGAUUCUGAUGUAAACAAUCAAAACCAUGAAAAUCAUCCAUUGGAGAAUAUCCAAAAUCCUGGAAAAGAAUUGGAUCAAACUUUUGAUGUCAAAGAAUCUCAAAACACACAUAUCCAUGAACAUAUUCUUGAGCAUCAUUCAAGCAAUACACAACUAAAGCAACAUGUGGCAGAAUCUAAAUAUUAUCCUGAUGCUCACAAUGCAAGUGAUGGUUUUAAGGGUCAAAAUUCUAAAAACUCAGAAGAGAAAGAAGAAAGAGAAGAAGAUAUAGGAAUUGAGAAAAGCAAGAUUCUUGAAAAAGUGGGAAAAGAAGGAUAUACCAAGCUAUCCAAAUGGCAAAGGAAAAAAAUGCAGAAGAACAAAAACAGGGCAAAUACUCCUUUCAAUUCAGUCAACAGUAGUGCUGGGGAAAAAUCAAAAGGGGUCCAAAAAGUGACCAAGAAAGAAGAUAUAGGGACAAUCAAAUCAAUCAAUGAGGAAAGUAGAAAAAUUGAUGGUGAGAAAUCUGAUCAUGGGAAGGAGGUUCUUCCAGAAACUGGGAUAUCUCAGGAAGAGGAUGAACAGGCAAAUAAUAAGGGUGAAGUGAAUAACAGCUAUCUUGGUUUGAACAUGGGUGAAAUUGAUUCAAAUGAGAAGAAUAAGGUCAAAUUGCAUGCAGGAGAUCAAGAUUCUCCAUUUAUUCAUCCAAAUUCACUUGAAGGGAAGAUAGAAGAUAAAGUUUCUGGGAAAGAAAAUAUAGCAGGAAAGUUCCCCAUUGAUUCCAAAUCAGAAGUGCUGGAGAAAAAAGCAACAACAGUAAGGUGA